GCUUGACGUCGUUACUGACCUAUCUACCUACUUUUGGGGUGGGAGAGGGGCUGUGUUAAAUCCAUAGGUCUUGGUUUGGCGGCCGCUCGGGUUGAUUAGUGCACGGCGGCAAAUUGGCUAUAACGGGACGGGGCGAAGCGUCGGUUUCAUACUUGACCGUAUUCGUCGCCAGCCUCGAGUUCUAUUAUCCUCGAACACGCGCCUGAUCGAAAAUCUAACCUUCCGCUGAAGUAACGAUAGCGAACAUGCUGAGCGAUGUGCUCGAACCCUUCUGAAAUGCCUCGAAGGUAUAUCCAUGGGUGUCAUCACUCAUAUUCUCCCACUUUCUGCUCUGCUCGAAUUCCUCGACAUCCCGCGCACGCCGCAUGCCUUCGAGCUGAACGAUGCCGUGUCUCUAUGGUGUUGGCCGAUUACGCCAACUAGCGAUCGUCCAAUCCAAUCCAAACAUGCCACAGAAGAAUUCGACUUUUCCGGUUUUAUGCCUUGCCACCUGUCUCUGGCCUUCCUCAUCGACGUACCAACCACAGGCGGUCCUUGUCUCCCCUACCUAUACGUCGUCGCAACGUUGCAAAUGAACAAGGCUGAGUGGUUAGCCUUCUAUGGCGAAAUUGUCCUUGUGAACUCGCUACUCAACCACCGCGGCUAAGGUCAAGGCGCUUCCCCAGGACACGCAAUUCGCUACAUGACGCUGCGCUGCGUGUUCUCACUCUAGGUCAGUGGGCGCUAGUGGUUGUAUUUGAUCACCUUCAGCUUUUUAUUUCGCGUAUUACUAAGUAUGUCCGUCUUUCCUUCCCCGCUGCGUAGAGGAUUGGGCAAAGCGCGUUGCAUUGUGAUUCUCUAAACGCCUCAAGGCUCUUCUUGGCGUAAGACGAGCGCUUUUUAAUAUCAUGGCGUUGGACCCCGACGUGGUUACGUUAUAUCCGUUACAAAAUGGGACGUUCAUGAGAUACUUUUCGAGGGUGGCUGCUGUAACCCGAUAUAAAUACUUAAGCGCGGAGCAAACCGUACGAAUAUGAGAGGAGACGACACGUCGCGCUAUGGUUGAGGUCGAAAAUAAGUCUCCGCUGAUCAAUACCUAGGUAAGAAGCAUGGCUG
This is a messenger RNA of Annulohypoxylon truncatum, 1095 nucleotides long. RefSeq lists its product as uncharacterized. Bases 296 to 646 code for a protein of 116 amino acids. The transcript has a single exon. Lineage: Eukaryota; Fungi; Ascomycota; Sordariomycetes; Xylariales; Hypoxylaceae. The record is from RefSeq and is a predicted model, not a curated record.